GAAGAGGAGGAGGAAGAGGCGGAAGAAGAAGAGGAGGAGGACCCACGAAUUUAUACACAACAGAAUUUACGUCGCAGGAGAGAGAGAGGAAUUCGCCGCUCCACAAAAUCUUCCACUAAAUCCGCGAACAUCGGCGUAAUUAUGGCCCCUGAGAAGACCGACCACGACGACACCUCCUUCGUCAGCGAGGAUGGAAGCACUGGCGGCGGAGGUGGAGGUGGAGGUGGAGGUGGUGGAAGUACAGGGGGCGGCGGGGGGGAGCACGACCCCUACUUUGAGCCUGUGGUGACCCUGCCGGAGGUGGUGGUGGCAACGCUGGAAGAGGAGGAGGAGGAGAUGGUGCGCCUGCGGUGCAAGCUGUUCCGCUACCACACGGCGGAUUCCCAGGCGGAGUGGAAGGAGCGUGGAACAGGGGACGUCAAGAUUCUCAGGAGCAGCAGCAGGAAGGCCGUCCGCCUUCUGAUGCGCCAGGACAAGACCCUCAAGAUCCGCGCCAACCACUACAUCACCCCAUACAUGCAGCUCAAGCCUAACUGUGGCAGCGACCGCGCCUUCGUGUGGUCUGUGGUGGCAGAUUUCGCCGACGAACAGCCCAAGCAGGAGCUGUUUGCCGUGCGCUUCGCCAACGCUGAGAAUGCCCGGCUCUUCCGUGAAACCUUCGAUGAGGCAAGAGGAAUCGUGACAGUGGCAGAGGUGGAGGGCAGGGAGGAGGAGGAGAAGAGGCUGAAGGAAGAGGAGGAGGAGGAGGAGGAAGACGACGACGAAGAAGAGGAGGCAGCUAAGGAAGAGGAGGAAGAAGAGAAGAAAGAGGAGGAGGAGGCAAAGGAGAAGAAGACAUUGAAAUCUCCAUCUACUACUACUUCUACUACUACUACUGAUGCUGAUAGUGUGGUGGAUAGUCUGAAGGAUUUGAAGGUGAAAGAGUGAGCGAGAGAAAGUGAGAGAGUGAGCGAGAGAGAGAGAGGGAGGGAGUUUUUAGUGGGAUAAGAUUUUGAGAGAGAGAGAGGUUUGUUUGUUCGUUCGUGUGUGUGUGUGUGCUAGCUCUCUCUAUCUCGCUCAUUCUCUCUCUCUCUCGUUCUCUCUAUUUUUACCAUUCCUAUAUAGUAUUGCAUUCAUGUUUUGCUCUCUCUCUCUCUCUCUCUCUAAUUUCUCUCUUAUUUGAAAUUUCGUGUACGCGCAUGUGUGUGUGUGUUUGUGUGUGUGUGUAAGCUUAUUAUGUAGACAUGUGCCUUUAGUGUGUGUACGUGUGUGUGUGUGUGUGUGUGUGUGUGUGUGUGUGUGUGUGUGUGUGUUGUUAUAGGGAUAGAAUUGAAACAUCUUCUACAAUUCAUAUUUUUAUUAUUAUUAUUUACAGAGACAGACAACAGACAUCCCUUCCCUUCAAUUCUCAUCCCAUCCCUUCCCAUCUCUUCCCUUCCCUUCCCAUCCCAUCUCUUCCCUUCCCAUCCCAUCUCUUCCCUUCCCAUCCCAUCCCUUCCUUCCUUCGUCUUGAACUCUGCAAAGAAAAGAAAAUAAUAAUAACAAUAAUAAUAAGAGGUGGGGGGAGGGGGGGUCCAUUAUGUGUCAGGGGGGGUAUGUGUCUGUGGGGGUUGUCAACAUACUGUGGGGGGGACAUCCUGUGGGUCCUGUGAGCGAGCGAGCGAGAGAGAGAGAGAGAGAGAGAGAGAGAGCAGCAUACUAUCAUUGUGUACAUAUUGCAUUCAUAAAUAAGGUAUACUAGGAUUAUUACUACUUCUACUACUUCUACUACUAUCUCCUCCUCUACUAUCAGAAGAAUGGAGGUGGAGGAAUAGUAGUAGUAGUAGUAGUAGUAGAAGGGAGUUUGAAUCACUACCAAUACUACUACUACUACUACUAUUACUACUACUACAACAUUACUAUUUGUUAGUGAGAAGAUACCCACAUUACUACUACUACUACUACUACUACUACUACUACUACUACUACUACUACUACUACUACUACUACUACUACUAUUGCUACUAUACGACACAUACAUAAGUGCGUGUGCGUAUGUGUGUACGUGUGUAAGGGGGGGAGGGGGGGUCUAGGGGGGGUCUCAUCUUAGCGGUAAUGAUAGUUUAAUUUUAAGUGUCUGGUGUUGGUCAUUAUUACUAUUAUUAUUAUUAUUAUCAUUAUUAUUUGUGUCUAUAUAUAUAUAUGCGAUAGUGACUAGUUUUUUACAUACAUCAAUAUAAUCCACUAAGGCUGUGUGUGUCUCUCUCUCUCGCUGUGUUGAAAUACGUACACAAUGAUAUGGAUUUUGAAACACAUACACACACACACACAAACAUACACACACGGUUAUCAAACACACACAAACAUACACACAUGGUUAUCAAACACACACACACACACACACAUGAUUUUGUAAGAGAAAGAGAGACAGAGAGAGGAGUUGCAUGUGUGUGUGUGUGUGCGUGUGUGUGUGCUGCAUGGCUUCCUGUGAUGAUGAAGUGUUCUGCUCAUGAGAAAAUAAAAGGAAUAAAAAAAUGAA
Molecule: messenger RNA, 2497 nt
Organism: Eriocheir sinensis (Chinese mitten crab)
Lineage: Eukaryota; Metazoa; Arthropoda; Malacostraca; Decapoda; Varunidae
Product: ran-specific GTPase-activating protein-like
Exons: 5
Coding region: 142-927 (261 amino acids)
Biological process (GO): nucleocytoplasmic transport
Cellular component (GO): nuclear pore; cytoplasm
Molecular function (GO): GTPase activator activity
Source: RefSeq, a predicted model, not a curated record